AUGAGAACUUACGGAAGACAUGGCAGGUUUCGAAGUCUAAUUGCCAGUCAAGAGUUAUCAAGUGAAAGUUUCAGCGAUGAAGAACGCAACUGGGAUACGUUCACAAGCGAUGAACCGUUUGAAGCACUGACGCCAAAGUCCAGCCUUGGUGGAGAGCCUAAUCCAAAGGUGAUGCAUUGUGCAGAAAAAUCUGCCCACGGGAAAACAGCCACGAGGCUUGAAGUCCUAGACUUUUUAGAUGAGCAACCUCUGAAACGGCGCAAGAAAACGCUUCAGCACAGUACCCGUGUAGACCCGGACAACACCAGCGAUUGCGACAGCAGUACCAUCUCGUCAAGUCAAGCUGAGAGAAGUUUCCAGAGUACGAUACAAGAUGCAAAUAAAAUGAUCUCUACCAUUGGGGAAGCUGUAAAUCGCGGAAACCCGGAUUGGCAAUUGGCUGGAAGCGCUCUAUCUGAAAAUCCAACGGCCAGCGGCUCUUCGAGCACUAGAAUUACAUACGGUAAGAACAGAACGAUGGUGUUCAAUGAAGAUGACGAAGGUGUUGCGUCAUAUUCUUCCGACGAGGACCAUAACUCGCGGGAAUUUUCUCAGAGUACCCAACAUUUCAAUCAAUUGAAGUCCACUGGUGAGACGCUGGGAUAUCAGGAUGAGCUUGAGUUCAUGCUUCAAAGAGAUGCAACAAUGACCGCGCCAGCUAAAAGGUCGAGACUUCUUGACGUAGCGCUGGCUUUUUUGAAGUCGCCUGAAAUGCUUGAAUACGCGAUCAAACAUCAUCAAACAGAAGUUUGUGAGAGUGUACUCGACCUAUGCAGCUUUGAAAACUAUACUUUUGUACACGUAGGUGGUUUCGUUCUUAGCCAACUCCGUCUGCAACCCGAUAAUUCACUAUGGAAUUCAAUUGGCCUGAGAAACCUGCUUUUACAACUAGUCCAUCCAGAAAGUGACUACACGGACCGCGCAGUGACUGAGGUCCUUCUUUCACGCUACAAUGAAUUUUUGCAACUCGUUGGUUCAACUUCAGGCCUCCUUUAUGGGCUUAAAUUGUGGAAUGUUAGCCUUGACCACCAUGACGUGGUCGAUUCACGCGAGUGUGACAUAGCAAUACGUCUUCUGGAGGAAAACUGUUCAUAUCCCCAUGACCUAUUCAAAGUCGCAGAAAAGAUACUCUGCAAGAGCUCCAGUCAGGCCGUUCCUCUAUCGAGGUGGUUUGAGGCGCUAGUCUCAUGGUUUCCAGCCCAUAUCACAGACGAUGGCCUCGUCAAGGCUUUGGUAAAGGCUACUAAUGACAACACCCAGCUACAAGGCCGGGGCGCCGAAAAGGUUUUUGAAGCUUCACUUUCUUUUUUGCUCGAAUAUCUUCACAGCGCUCAGAACCUCGAGGAUGUGGUGGUCUUGCAUCUUGGAUUAUGUCUUAAUGUGAUACAAAUACAAGGAGUGCUUCAAGUAGCGCUGGGAGAGAAAAUGUUGGAUAGGCUUUAUUGCAUGCUAAAGGAUCUGCACAAACUCUCGGAUAAAGGUUGCGCCUACAAAUUUAAGCACAACAUGUACCUGCUCAUCUGCUGCUAUAUCUCUCUUCAUCAAAGCCUUUCAUUUCAGCUGGCUGAACGAAAAUUUGUGGAGACCCAGCUCAAGGCAUUUGCCAGUGAGGUGAAGCUGUACAAUACUAGUAUUUACGCCAGCAUAUGUACCGUUCUGGAAAGCAUUGCUGUAUAG
Messenger RNA from Lachancea dasiensis, 1716 nucleotides. Lineage: Eukaryota; Fungi; Ascomycota; Saccharomycetes; Saccharomycetales; Saccharomycetaceae. The record is from the annotation of a GenBank genome assembly.